Messenger RNA from Vanessa atalanta (red admiral), 765 nucleotides. RefSeq lists its product as uncharacterized. The coding region runs from base 65 to 562 and encodes 165 amino acids. The transcript has 4 exons. NCBI's taxonomy places the organism in Eukaryota, Metazoa, Arthropoda, Insecta, Lepidoptera, Nymphalidae. The record is from RefSeq and is a predicted model, not a curated record.
CUGAACCGUAUAAUUUUCUACACUACAGUAUGAGAACCCAGACAUACAAAAUGGUUAGUCUAUAAUGAAUAAUGAAAAAACAAAACAGAAAAAAAAAAUCCGACAGAGAACUAGUAUACAAACAACUGCAACAGCAACAAACUCUGAAAAACAUGAAAUCGCGGAUGGUGGUAAUAUCAACAAAGAACCAUUAAAACCACUCUGUCCAUUGUUGGCUAAAGAUUCGGAAUGGGUUGAUAUUUUACAAAGUAGUACAAAUGAUAAAAAAUCCAACAAAAAUAAUGAUGAGGAAGUACUACAACACUGUGAAGAUAGACGACAAAUAGAGCCUCUAGCUUUAAUGUUCCCUGGUUUACUUGAAAAAGACCCUGAAAUGUUAGAAGGAAUGUUAAAUAAAGCUAUGUCAACGACAGAAGUAACUAAAUAUUUGGUUGGUCAAAAAGCUAAUUUCACGUUCAUGAAAAAAGUGAAUCGCCUUAUUCCCACUGACAAGAAAUGGUUGGAAAGUUUAAGCGAAGACAGUUCCUCUUGCUGUUCAAUGGAAUCCAAAUCACACGAUUAGGGUAACCUUUCAAAUAAAGUACAUCUAUUAUAUCGUCUAUUAUUUUAAAUUUAUCAUACCCAUUGUAAAUUUUGACUUGACAUGACUUGUAUAUUGUAAUAAUAUAUAUGUAAAUAAUGAGCCUGAUAACAGUUUGGACUCUCAUAAAUUGUAAUUCCCGAUAGAUUUAUAUUAGGAGAAUUGAAAAAUUAAAUAUAAUCAUA